AUGGGCGCAGGCCAGUCUUCAGUGGCGCAUGUGGUGCUGGAUAAGGCCACGUUUGAGCACGGCGAGCCCGUCACGGGCUGCGUGGUGUUCAAUACGCACAAGCCGGUGCAGUAUCACAGCGUCACCCUCACGGUUGUGGGCAAGGAGCGCACGCAUUGGGAGGAGCGCCACCACACCAAGAACGGCACCAGCACCACCAACUAUGACGGCAAGGCCCACUCCAUCAAGGGGACAAUACCCCUCCUCUCGGGCCCCGGCACCCUCAACCCUGGCGGCUACCGCCUGCCUUUUGCUGUGGCUCUGCCCAACGGCCUGCCGCCCUCGUUCAGCCUCAAGCAGGGCAGUGUCAAGGCAUCCAUCACUUGCAAAGUCAAAGCCAUGGUUGACCAGGUCGGCAUGCUGGCCAAAGAUUUCAAGGCCUCGUCAGCCUUCGCCCUCCUGCCCGCCCCGCCCCGCGCCCCCGCGCCGCUGGCCGGCAAGUCCGAAACCGUGCUCACCGCCUGCUGCUGCUGCGGGCGCGGCGGCGUCGCCAUGCACGUCGAGGCGUCCGCGGACGUGGCUGCGGCCGGGGACGGCGUCCCGCUUGUCGCGAGGGUGGACAAUCGCUCCAGCGAGGCGCUCUCAUGUGAAGCAUCCAUCGUGCGCUGCCUGCGCCUGAGGGCCGCGGGCCUGCUGGGGGACAACCACUACCACAGCGAGGCCGCGGUCGCACACAAAACCCUGAGGCCAGACGGCGACGCCGUCGGCGGCGGCGGCGGCAGCAGCACCGGCGGCGGGAGGGGGGCGAGGGAUGUGAACUGCGUGCGCGCGGGCGGCUCCGCGGCGUUCAGGGAGGUCCUGCAGGUGGAGCCCGAGGCGAUGGCGUCACUCACAAACGCGCAGAAGCGCGCCGCCGCGGCGCCCGCCACGCCGCCGGCGGUGCCGGAAGGGUGGCGGCCGCACGAGUACGAGGUGGCGGCCUUUGUCGUGGACAAGGGCGGCGCGGCGCGCAGGACUGAGCCUGGAUGGUGA
This is a messenger RNA of Monoraphidium neglectum, 1011 nucleotides long. RefSeq lists its product as hypothetical. The record is from RefSeq and is a predicted model, not a curated record. Bases 1 to 1011 code for a protein of 336 amino acids. The transcript has 8 exons. Gene Ontology annotation, cellular component: cytoplasm. NCBI's taxonomy places the organism in Eukaryota, Viridiplantae, Chlorophyta, Chlorophyceae, Sphaeropleales, Selenastraceae. Gene Ontology annotation, biological process: protein transport.